Alternaria novae-zelandiae is the source of this 1251-nucleotide messenger RNA. RefSeq lists its product as uncharacterized. The record is from RefSeq and is a predicted model, not a curated record. The coding region runs from base 1 to 1251 and encodes 416 amino acids. The transcript is spliced from 2 exons. Lineage: Eukaryota; Fungi; Ascomycota; Dothideomycetes; Pleosporales; Pleosporaceae.
AUGGCCAUCGCAUCGAUCCUCGAAAACCUCAAGGCUGGUGACUCUCCUGACCUAGAACUCGUUCACCCUACCGAAGCCGAAAAGCAGAUACAGUUCAACGCAAACGCAAACGAAUGGCGCGGUGCUCUUUCCAAACCUGCAUACUUUCGACGCGAGGCCACACUUUCGCAAACAACCCUAACACGUGAUGGCGGCAUUUCAUACUGGAUCCUGGCUGACCCUGACAAAACUGUGUCAGAAGACCCUUGGAACCCAAAUGCAGGCACCAAACUACCAAAAGGUACCCGACUACCACUAGCGAGCUGCGAAACAAUCCGGAAGAAGGCGCUCGUAUGGCAGAACGGAGAACUCAAGGAGGUCAUUUGUCAUGGAGUCGGCAGUGUAUUCUGCCCAAAACCUCUCCGCGGAAAGAAGGGGGGCACCUCGUAUGCGAGCAGGAUGCUAACGGAGCUUGGGAAGAGUUUAAGAACAUAUCAGACAGAAGACGGCCAGGAGUCUCUGUUCUCAAUCCUAUACUCUGACAUCGGGAGGGAAUACUACGCGAAAUUCGGCUGGGAAUCAUUUACCUCGUCACAUGUUUCCAUCCCUGCGAGCACUUCUGAAGACACAAGCAACUUACCCACGGCCCGACCACUGUACGCGGACGAUCUGGAGGAACUAUGCAAGAUCGACGAAGCCUCUCUCCGCCAGAGCCUAGAGUCGCGACCCAAGGACAGCAACACCGCAGUCGCAAUACUACCUAACAUCGAGACGAUCCAGUGGCACCACGCGCGUGAAGAAUUCGUGGGAAACGAGCUGCACGGCAAGAAGCCGGAGGUCAAAGGCGCGGUCGUCGGUACGGAGAAGGGCAAGCGCGUUUGGUGCUACUGGACCAGGAUGUGGUACAACGAGAAUCCAGCUGAAGCCAAGGGCAACACACUGCAUAUCCUGAGGCUAGUCAUCGAGGACCAUAGCUUUGAGGGCUCUUCGGGUAGCAUGAACGGCGGAUCUGAGAGCCAUAGUCACGAAGCUGCUAUUGCGGCGCUCAUGGCGAUGGCCCAGCAGGAGGCGCAGGAAUGGAAGACGGAGAACGUGGAGAUGUGGGCGCCUUCGCCGGCGGCACUGGCAGCUGCGAAGAAGCUGGACCCGACUGCGAAGCUCAUCGUCAGGGAUCAAGAGAGUAUCGCAGCCUUGCAGUGGUUUCCAGAACACGACGGACCAGUUGCUGACAAGAUUGACUGGGUCGCGAAUGAGAAGUACGGGUGGUGUUGA